Molecule: messenger RNA, 7380 nt
Organism: Anneissia japonica
Lineage: Eukaryota; Metazoa; Echinodermata; Crinoidea; Comatulida; Comatulidae
Exons: 4
Coding region: 409-5316 (1635 amino acids)
Cellular component (GO): extracellular matrix
Molecular function (GO): protein binding
Source: RefSeq, a predicted model, not a curated record
UUUGGUAUAACAGAACAAAACUUUUUUUUAUUCAUUAAGUUCAUUUUCUAAAUCAUAGUUUUUAAGCAAGCUGAUCACCAUUUGAUAACAAUUGGACUAUAAUUGUAAUUUUUGUUGUGAUUCCCACAAAUUCAGCAUCAUUAAAUUGUAAGUAUAUUGAGCAUUUCUGAGCUACCUGUAAGUUCAUAAUAGAUCUAUCCUUCUGUUAUUCUAUAUUUGUAUUAUUCAUUUAACGAUUGAAAGAACCUAGAAAAUCUGAUUUAUCAUCGUUAUAUAGGUCUCUUGACUUUCAAAUACACCAUCAAAUUCUGCAUGUUUCCUUUUGAAUGCUGGAUACUAUUUAUAUAGUGCCUACUUCUUGAUAUUUUUUAUAGAACAUUCCAAAAUCUUGAUUUUACAAGUGUGAAAAUGCUGUUCAAAUAUAGCUGUUUAAGAUUUUUCUUCAUGUUUUUCAUCUUUUGGAAGUGGAACUUUGUAAAAGGGAUGGGGUUUGAAUCCUGUCAUUUUAACACUAGCACCAGCUUUGUCAUGUGUGAUUGCAGUAACCUUGGCCUGACAGGCAUCACUGAACCGUUGAGAGCUGAUGUUACUGUUCUGAUUCUCCGCAACAAUAGUUUGCAGACAAUUUCUGCAGAUGUCUUUGUGGAAGCUAGCAAUUUGAGACAUCUGGACCUAUCGCAUAAUCAACUAACAAGCAUCCAGGAAAAUACAUUUUCAAAUCUACCUAAAUUGAGACGGUUGUAUUUAUCAAACAAUUUAAUCAUCAGUUUUGAUUCAUCCUCACUUCGAAACUUACAGAAUCUUAAAGUUUUGCAGAUCAAUGACAACCGAUUGUCUGCCAUUCCAAAUUUGAAUGAUUUAAGUGCUUUGUUAGAUCUUCAACUUCAAGGAAAUUCAUUAAAUAGCAUUAUCGCGACAGAUUUUCAAGUUUCACGAAAGCUACAAUAUCUUGAUCUGUCGCGUAAUCAAAUCCAUUCCAUUGGAGUCCAGGUUUUUGGAAAUAUGAAUAAUUUGGUGCAUUUAAACCUGAGUAGAAAUCAGCUCAGGACUCUAGAUCCAGCAACUUUUGAAAGACAGGUCAGUCUUGAAGGCUUGGACAUUGCUUACAAUUGUUUAAGAACCUUCAACCUUACAAUCUUUAAUGGACUAAGCAGUCCAAAAAUUAAAGUACUCAAUCUUACUGGCAAUGACUUGUAUUCGCUGCCUUCCAACCUUUUCGAAAGACUGGAGUAUCUAACCAACUUACAGGUUGCUGACAACAAUAUACAGGCAUGGAAACAAUCUUUUUUUUAUUACGCAACCACUUUAGAAGUUCUUAAUCUAGCUGGCAAUAGCUUAGACAAUUUAGACAAAAAUAUGUUCUCUAGGCAACAAAGACUUCGUGUUCUAAAUCUUUCCAGAAACCGAAUUGAAGAUGUUAAAGAAUCACUUUUAGACAUUAUGACUUUGGAGAGUCUUGAUUUAAGUUCCAACAACAUAAGGAAGCUGCCUACGAAUCUACUUUCUGCUCCUUUGCAACUUAAAGAAAUAUUUCUGUCUGGAAACCUUUUAAAUUCUACACCUGAAUUCGCUUUUUACUUAAAUCUAGAAAUAAUAAGAUUGGAUGAGAACAGGAUAACAGGAAUGUAUAAUGGUGACUUUGAUAAGUUGAGAAUGCUCACUCAACUUGAUCUCAGUAAGAACUACAUACGUGAAGUGCAAGUCGAUGCGUUUAGUGGAGCAACAUCACUAACUUCCAUCAACCUAAGAAGAAACGAAUUACAAACUUUACCAACUGAACUUUUUAGACGCCUCCAACAACUGGUGACCCUUGACUUGAGGGAAAAUCUAUGGCAGUGUGACUGUGUACUAUUUGAUUUUCUUCAGUCUCUUCCAAACAUGCUUGAGUUAGUUGCCUCCUCCGAAGUCUUGUGUCGAACACCCCCCUCACUUGCCGGUCAACCGAUUGAUGAUAGUGUACGUGAAUUGUGUUCAGGUGUAGAUACGCAAAUAGGCAGGAAUGCGCGCACAAUUCAUGUAAUUGCAAUUACUGUCACUGUUGUUGUUGUUAUUGUUGGUUUCUUCUCAGUUUUAUUUCUACGCUUUUGGAUCAAACACAAAGGUGAAAAAGACACUUUUCAAUUUGGUGUACCAUCACAGGCUCAACACCCGACAACUCAAGCACGAACCGGUACCUUACCCUUGCCUCCCAGUUCUGAAGAUGAUAAUGUGCAAAAUUCAGAACCCUUUCCUUAUUAUCUCAGCAUUGAUACAUUAAGACCUGAUGCGAAAAAUCAGUAUGAUACAAUUCAAAGAAUGCCAAACCAAAAUAUGUUUCAUAACAAUGGAGUGGACUAUGGAACUGAUGGGUAUUUGUCAGCAAGUGAAAUUGGACCAUCACAUUACACCCCAAUGUCAAACAUAUACUUGCAACCCAAGAAGGUAACAGCCCAGAAUGAAUCAAAAAAGACUUCUACGAUGGCAAAUGCUAUGCCUAAUAUUGAAGACACUUAUCUCCAAAGAGUACCGAAAGCCGGCUGGCAAACAACUUUGAGACGAUGGUUUGAUUUUUACCUAAUCAAGACCUUCAGUGUGAUAUCUUGGUUAAUAUUCUGGUGUUGGAUUUCUAUUUUUCAGAAGACACUCUUUUUUAUGAUGGCCAUAUGUAAGUUAGUUGUUCUGUUUUUGACAUUGAUCCCUGUGAGUUCUCAGUCAACAGGUUCAUCUUGUAAAGCAUACAGCAAACUCUCAGGGACAUACUACAACUGCUCUGGACGAGGUGUUAGAAGUAUACCAAUGAACAUUCCGUACCAAACGGAGACACUUUUGCUCAAAGAUAACGCCAUAAAACAGGUGCGCUCAAAUGUCUUUGUAACUCUCACCAAUCUUCACUCGUUGGACCUCUCCAAUAAUCGUAUUAAUAACAUUCAAAUGAGUGGCUUCCUAGGCUUGACAAAUCUGCAGAUAUUGAACUUAUCUGGUAACAGUCUUGUCCAGCUGCCUGUGGAAUUAUUCCGCCCCAUUCGUGGUCUGGAGACACUGAUCUUGUCGAAUAACAGGAUUGAAUAUAUCCAGGUAGAGUUGUUUAAAGAUCUUGCACAGUUGACCACUUUAGAUUUGUCAAAUAACCGGAUUAAAAAGAUACAUGAUAAUACAUUCUCUGAUCUGAUACAUCUUCAAGAGCUCUAUUUACAAUCCAACAGUAUCUCUACACUAACGGACAAUACUCUUAAUGGACUGUUGGAGUUGGAGCUGCUAUAUAUGAAGCAGAAUAAACUCCUUUCCAUAUCAUCCGAGUUUCAGCUGCUGACACGUCUGAAAUUUCUCGACCUUGGAGGUAACUUCAUAACCACCAUAGACCCGGAUGCUUUUAACAAUUUCGGCCGUCUCACUGAGCUUGGACUCGAGAACAACAACUUGUCUUCAGUUCCACGAGCAGUUGGGCAGUCAUCUUCGUUGCAGCUCACAUUGAGGGAGCUUUAUCUUGGAAAUAAUCCAAUUCGAGAAGUUCCUGAUUCUGCAUUCGGUAGGUUUACGUAUCUUGAAGAUUUACAGUUGGAUCAUAUGAAGCUGUCGGAACUGAACGUUGAUGCAUUCAAAGGGAUGCCAAAGCUGCGUCACUUAUGGCUAAAUAGCAACAAGUUGAAGACCAUUCAGAAAGAAACAAUUAUUCCUCUCAGACAUCUAUUAAAACUACAGUUAGAUGAAAAUUAUUGGAAUUGUGACUGUAGUUUAUUUGGGUUAGUCCAAUACUUAGACCAACACCCAGAAUUAAAUGCUAAAGCUAAAGGGGAAAUCCCCUGCCACACUCCACUCAUACGUGUUGGCCAACCAAUCACAACAGUCCUUGAGCUGUCAUGUGAUUUGGAAAGUGAAAAUUUCCAAUCUAGGACGUCAUCAGACCCACCAAAAGAAAUGACAAAGAAACAAGCUCUUUUGGUUGCCAUACCAACAACAUUCGUGAUGACAAUUACUCUAAUGCUAUUGCUGUUGAUUGCUAGUUGUUCCGCCAAAAAGUGGAUACAAUCGUCUGUGAAAGAGAAACCAGUGAAUAUGCAAGCUAGACUACGCCGCCAUCAAAAUGUACAAAGGGAACACUCUAAAAAUUACGGAUUUGAAGUUCAAGCAUAUGCCACACUUGAGCCCCCUGUUCCAAGCCCUCUACCGACCAGGAAAACUUUACAACCCUAUGCUUAUGCAUACGUUGAUAAAAGAGGAAGCAUGCAAGCUACAGUUAAUAGUUUCAAGUUACAUUCCAUAAACAUGCACAAAAAAAGUGUAUUAUCUAUCAGCGUGAUAUUUCUAAUUUUGAAAUUCAGUAUUAACUUUCCAAUGAUUGAAAGCCAAGAAUUUGAAGUAUUGACUGGAUCUAUAGAGGUUGAAGUUUGCAGUUUAAAUCAUCGUUUGGAAUUCUGUUUUAACGAUGUAGUCGAACGUGGUUCAUCUUCAAAAACGUCAUCUAGAAUUCAUUUUAACUUGAACCCUUCAAUUGAGGGUUUAACAAAACAUCUCACCAUUCGCAUUGAUAUGGAUUGUAAAAAUUGCGACUUACUAAACUUUAUCACCAAAUUACCACUUGUUUCAGAGUAUGAGACAAAUUUUACUGAAUGUGCUUCAGGGAAUAAGAUCAAUAGCAUGUUGGGAGAUAUUUAUCAGGAUUUGAUUGGUGGAGACUCAAUUAAUAGCAGUUGCUGUUGGAACACAAACAGUUCUACAUGCUGGAAUAUUACUUGUAAAGAACUAAGUAGGAUCACGACUCUGCCUCUGCCCACGGAUCCACAGCGACACAUACUUGCUAUCUUAGUAGUAGUAAUUGCUAUUAUUGUUGUAAUUUCAAUUAUUGCAAUUUUUGGAGUGUAUAGACAUGGAAAACGGAUGAUAGUUGAACUUGAAAAUGACACCCAGCACAGGUCUCGAAUACAGCCAGGUUCCUCAAUGCCUUCAAUCAAUAUGAAUAUGUCAGACGAAUCUACGGACCUGGAGGACUCUGGUCCAGUUCCUAUGGCGAUAGAAAUUGUCGAACCAAGUAAGAUCAAACCAACAAGCUUUGCGAUGAUUGGGAAUCCAUUGAGUCGGAAGCGUUCCGUUGACAGUAAUGGAUAUGCUGUACCUGACGUUCACAGCAUUAGAUCCCUGAAUGGCUUUCCUAAUAGAAAUAUGUCUACUAUUGAAAUAAACAGUAAUAAUGUCCAGGAUGGCUUUGGUAAUGGACAUAUGCCUGUCAUACCGGAAGAUGAAGAUGGAUAUUUGAUGCCAAAUCAGCAAAGCCAUCAGCGUAAAAAGGUCAUUGGCUACUUUACUAGAGUGCCGUCGGAUAUUGAUGAAAGUGAUGCCUAAGAUAAGGGCGAUUUUUUAAGACAUCUAAGUUUAUUUGUUACAUUUGUGUGAUGUGGCCUUACACUGUAUGGACAUGAUAAUGUCAUAUUACCAGAGCUCUAUCAGAUGUUUGUAGUUGCUACAGAAAUUUUGCCUAAUUAAGAAUGUAUGGAAAUAGUCCAGAAUACUACAAAUAAUUAUCAAUAGGCCUAUCAAUAGGUGUACACAUCACUGUCUUAGGUCCAGAAUAAAUUACGUUUCCAUGAGGGUUUCGCGAGCAAUGUUUUGAAACACGUUUCCUAGUUUGCAAAUUAUCGCGCUUGACUAUCCUGCUAGUCUGAACGCCCGGCAAAAUUAAGCCGGGCUUGACGUUGAGUCGGGCUUAACUCAAGCCUGGCUUAUCUCCAAGUCUGAACGUAGCCAAAGUGUGAAGAAAGCUUUUGAAUUAGAGUACAAAUAAGUAUGAAACGUCGCAAGUACGUAUAAUUUAUUGACGUUGACGUAGGAAAAAUUUAAUUUGAUUCACAAUAUAGGUUACUAUGUUGCUACACAAAUUUCUCAAGUUCAUAAAAUGCAUUUCUGUAACUGUGUCUUCAGAUUUCCGUAGUUCAUGUAAAUGAAAUAUUUCUGUAGCAAGAUAUAAGUUGCUCAAAAUUGCAGGUGCAUCUGUGGAAUUUCAAACAAACUUGACAGAAUGAAGAUUUAUUGGUCAUUAUCCAGGAUGAUCGGGCCAAUUUCAUUGGGUCCGAUCAUCCUGAAAAUGUUCUGGACUCUAUACCUCUUAAACAUGAAUAAUGCAUGUACUCACAUGUUAAACGAGUCAUCUUCUUUAGCCGCAAACAUUUUUUUUUUCACUCUCGAAGCAAUGUAACAGGAUAAACUUCUAACUACAUGUAGUAAAAUAAUAAUAAUGCAUGUACUCACAUGUUAAACGAGUCAAAUCUCUGUAGUAUUUUUAUCUAUUUCUGUACAUCUCUAAUUAGCUAAUAUUUUCAUAGAAAAUAGGCCAAACUAUAGAAGUUCCGUAGUUUAGAAAGCUAAACUGUAGCUUUGCUGUGCAGGCACACGGCCAUAUCAACAGUUUGGUUAGCGUUACUCAAUAACUAGGGGUAUUUCUCGGUGUUGUGACAUUAGGGACGCAGAACUCUAUACCUCUAAUAUGAAUAAUGCAUGUACUCACAUGCAUGUAACUACAUGUAGUAAAAUUCAAACCUAAUAGGUUGUAAAACUAUCUUGUAAAUCUUGCCAUAGUAAGAUGCUUUUUAAUGAUCAUUAAGAAUUUCUACUUAAUGUUACAAUAUUUCAGUGGUGUAUCUAGAGGUGUGGGGCGCACCCCUGCUAAAGGAGCUUGUUCCCCUCCCUAUUGAAAAGUUAGAAGCAUAAAAAUCAUACUCAAGUACAGCAGUUUAAAGUUUUUUUUAUAUCACCUUAUUUUGUGAGCUAGCACCCACCCACUUAAUCAUCAAGCUUCCCCCUUCACCUUUAUGCUUUCCCCCCAAGUCCCCUAUUUCAAGUAUCCUACUGUAGAUACACGACUGGAAUAUUUACAGUUUAGCAAGAUUGUAGGUAUAGAAUGCUUGUGAGUAGUGAAAGAUGGUGGUAAUGUAUAUAUUUAUAACAUAUUGUAAUUAACUCUUAGAAUUGGUAUGUAUAUAUUAUUUAAUGUACUGUAUAUUUGUAGUCCUUCAAUUCUCAGAAGGACUUUUCCACAAUGGAACAUAUAACUUUGCAAUAAUGGAAAUCUAUUUCCUAAAAUUAUUUAUUUCUAUAGGCUAAAAAUUAUUUAUUUCUGUUGUAGGCACACUGUCUGAAAUAUGAUUUAUUUAAUGGUACCUACUAUAUGCAGAAAUUAGUGCCUUAUACUGUAUUUAUAUUGUGCAUAUUUAAUUUUUUAAAUAAAUAUUGCAAGCAUUUGUCAUAACUGUUUUGUUUUCUUUCUUGGGGGUAGAGAGUGGGGGAAUUGUGUUUCUGCAUGAUAAAUACUUCCCAGCUAGUGUAGAGAGUUAUUUGUUGUGUUACAGUAGUUGUUGAGCACAGUAAAAGUAAUAUUAGAACUUGGCAUAGAGUGAUAUAAAAGCAGUCCAU